ACUAUAUAAUGUCGGUAUAGGAGUAUGGCAUCAUCACUCCUAGCUAGUCCUUGACUUAGUGAACUUCAUAGCAAACUUUCAAGGAACAUGCGCGUCACGGUUGUGCUCUGCGCGCUGGUCGCUCUCGUGCUCGCCGUCGCCCUGCCGGCGCAGGCGCAGUGGUACAGACGACCGGGCGAGGCCAUCGGGGGUGCGUACGACAUGUACCGUGCGUACAGUGACAUGAGGGAGGCGAACUGGAAGAACUCGGACCGCUACUUCCACUCCCGAGGCAACCAAGACGCUGCCAACCGAGGGCCCGGGGGCAGAUGGGCGGCCGAGAAAAUCAGUAACGCCCGUGAGUGGUUUGACCAGCGGGUGAAAGGCGACUCAGCUGCUGACUCGGCGAGAGACCAAGAGGCCAACCGCUGGGGCCGCAACGGUGGCGACCUCAACAAGUACAGACCUGCGGGACUGCCUUCAAAAUACUGAAAAAUGGACUAGUAUAUUGACACUGAAUCUUGGUUCAGUCUUAUUACAGGAUGUGGGUUAUGUUUUGAUGUCAAGUCCUGUCUUUUGAGAAAUUGAGCGGAAUUUUUAUUCAAUAUUGAACUGCUUUGACUGAUGGCUUGAAUCAUGAAAAUUUUGCGUCUAAAUGAAUCGCCGGCUAUCUUUUGAAGGCUGCCCACGAAUGCUUCAUUCAUUUGACUCGUAUAACACAGCCUAAGUGGAGAGAAUAUUUAAUAAAUUUGGAAUUAGUUAAAUUAUUUAGCUAAAUAUUUUUCUGAAACUGAAACGACGAUUCGAACCUUAUUUGGUUUUCUUAGGCCGAUGGAAUGUACCUAAUUGAUUUUCCGGAGAACGUUUAAUGAUUUGUACUUUAUAGCAUUUUAAUUAAGAUUGAUUCCUUAUGUUGCUUCGACAUUGUACUGCUAAUUCUAGCGCUAAAUAAGAUAUAAAUUUUAUAAUACGUUAUUGAGAUAUUAACCAAACACUAAAUUUCGGUAUCAAAAUCUGUAGAGAUGCGUGUAAUUGAGUUUUUGCUUCUCCGCAAGUAAAAAAUCUAAAAAUUGCAAGUUUUAUUUCUCCGAAUAUUUUGGAGUUUAGCUCACAGUGUUACGUUACCUGGAAGAUUAUUCUCUAAUUAAUAGAAAUGAAGGCACAAAUUGGGAAUAUUAUUCCCUUUUUGGACGAAUCAAUUUUGUAGUAAUGUGUAAUGUCACAAUUUAUUUGCGAAUUUCAAACAAAUCAGAUUUGAAUAAUAUUGGAGUUGAUUCAUAAAUGUAAAUGUGAAUGUGACUUAAAUUAACACGAAUUCAGAUAUGAAAAUAAAUUGUUUCCCUGCACUAAUUUUUUGGAACGUAUGGAUUCAAGCAUGAUGUAAGAUGGAAAAAAAUAUAGACGAUAUAAAGCAUC
Messenger RNA from Hyalella azteca, 1395 nucleotides. RefSeq names its product serum amyloid A-5 protein. The transcript has 4 exons. Lineage: Eukaryota; Metazoa; Arthropoda; Malacostraca; Amphipoda; Hyalellidae. The record is from RefSeq and is a predicted model, not a curated record. Gene Ontology annotation, cellular component: extracellular region. Bases 88 to 471 code for a protein of 127 amino acids.